This is a messenger RNA of Gavia stellata (red-throated loon), 5127 nucleotides long. It is a transcript of the gene SAMD8, whose product is annotated as sterile alpha motif domain containing 8. The coding region runs from base 61 to 1311 and encodes 416 amino acids. The transcript is spliced from 6 exons. Gene Ontology annotation, molecular function: sphingomyelin synthase activity; protein binding; ceramide cholinephosphotransferase activity. Gene Ontology annotation, biological process: ceramide biosynthetic process. Gene Ontology annotation, cellular component: endoplasmic reticulum membrane; Golgi membrane. NCBI's taxonomy places the organism in Eukaryota, Metazoa, Chordata, Aves, Gaviiformes, Gaviidae. The record is from RefSeq and is a predicted model, not a curated record.
CGCCGCCACUUAGUGCUGCUGCCGCGGCGGCAGGUCAAUUUUAUUGGCGGAUAGAGAAGGAUGAUGGCAGGCAAUAACCAGCUUUGCAUUCGACGUUGGACUACCAAGAACGUGGCCAAGUGGCUGAAGGAAGAAGGCUUCUGCGAAUAUGUGGAUGUUCUGUGCAAUAGACACAGGCUGGAUGGAAUUACACUGCUGACACUUACUGAGUAUGAUUUACGCUCCCCUCCUUUAGAAAUCAAAGUCCUGGGGGAUAUCAAAAGGCUAAUGUUGUCCAUACGCAAACUACAGAAGCAACAUAUUGAUGUCCUAGAAGAGCUGGGUUACAACAGCGAUAGUCAUGUUGGCACAGCAUGCGCAAGUGUUGGGUCGCUACAGGGUACAGAUUGGUUUUGUAAUGGUGAAGUACCUCGGGACUGUGAUGGACCAAUUACUGACCUGAAUGGUGAUCAGUAUCAAUAUGCAAAUGGAAAAAACAAACACUCUACCCGAAGACUGGACCCAGAGUAUUGGAAGACGGUUUUAAGUUGUGUGUAUGUCUUCAUAGUGUUUGGCUUUACAUCAUUCGUUAUGGUUAUAGUACAUGAGCGUGUACCUGACAUGCAAACAUAUCCACCUCUACCAGACAUAUUUCUAGAUAGCGUCCCUAGGAUACCAUGGGCUUUUGCUAUGACUGAAGUAUGUGGCGUAAUUCUUUGCUACAUUUGGCUGUUGGUUCUUCUGCUUCACAAACACAGAUCUAUACUUCUGCGAAGGCUGUGCAGCCUCAUGGGGACAGUAUUCUUAUUACGUUGCAUUACAAUGUUUGUUACCUCACUCUCUGUGCCAGGCCAGCACUUGCAGUGUACUGGAAAGUUGUAUGGCAAUGUUUGGGCAAAACUCCAGCGGGCAUUUGCAAUAUGGAGUGGCUUUGGAAUGACUCUGACUGGAGUACAUACGUGUGGAGAUUAUAUGUUCAGUGGCCACACUGUUGUCCUGACCAUGCUCAACUUCUUUGUCACAGAAUAUACGCCAAGGAGCUGGAACUUCUUGCACACCUUGUCCUGGGUCCUGAAUCUCUUUGGAAUCUUCUUCAUUUUGGCUGCACAUGAACAUUAUUCUAUUGAUGUCUUCAUUGCCUUUUACAUCACUACAAGACUCUUUUUGUAUUACCAUACGUUGGCUAAUACUAGAGCAUAUCAACAGAGUAGGAGAGCAAGGAUCUGGUUUCCAAUGUUUUCUUUUUUUGAAUGCAAUGUUAAUGGUACUGUUCCCAAUGAGUAUUGCUGGCCCUUUUCAAAACCUACUAUACUGAAAAGAUUGAUUGGCUGAAGAGCCUGAGGGACACUUCAGAUUUUUAUGAAGCGUUAUGACUAAGAUCCUACAAGGCUAGCUGAGGGGGCAUGUAAAGUAACACUUUUCCCUCCGUGAUCUCCUCCUCCUUGUCUUGUUUCUUAGAUUCUUAGCCAUAAAAUGGGGUUCCCAUACUUCACAGGAAUGUGUUUUAUUUUCUUGUUGCUAAAAUAGAAAAAAAUGCAGGAACUGGUAAAGGCUAUCAAUGAACCAUGAAUAUGAACCAGAAUACUGUUAUCCUUGGUAAGGUUCUAUGUGAAUGUUUAAGUAACUUUAACCUCAAAUAUGUGCUUGUACUGAAUAUAUUAUACCCUUUACAGGUCCAAAUAAUCUCCAUUGCCUGACAUGCCAGCCUUUACAUAUACUGACUGAAAAAUCAGAACUUCAUGAAGACUUUCUUUUAAAACAGUCAUAAAUGUAAUUUUCAACACAAACUCUAUACUGGAAGAUUGAGGAGUACUGUGUCAUAAUAAGGAAAGCAGUAUAGCUCCUUGCUAAAAGGGUCUCUUAACUGUCAAUUAUACUUUAAGACUUGUUAUUUGACAGUAUAAAUGGUCUGCGUACAGGUUGCCAAAAAUGAAAGUCUGCAUUGUGGCUAUGCAGUGAUGAUGGUUUUUUUAAUGAGAGCUUAUUUAGUCUAGUCUAUCAGUUGUCUAUAUGGUUGUUCUAGCACUUGGAAGUUUUCCCUUUUGUGUUUAAAUAAAUGAGUUAAAGUAAAUGCUACAUCCACUGAAAGUAAAGUUAAUUUAGCUUUAGUGAGUUUAAAGCCACAAAAUAACUUGUGUGGUUUUAAUUGCUUUAUACCCAAACCUGUGCAUGCUUUUUGUAGGAACAGCUCUUUAACAUUGGAAAACCAGAACAGUUAUCUCCAUAUAUCUUACUGUCCCAUAAAUGGAUGGGGAAAAUGCAUGUAGUAACUCUUUCAGGAAAAGUAAUAAUAGUGAGUAUUGGAAAUAGUGCUCAUAUUGAUGUAUGUUUUAGCACUCUGGUGUCAACAAUAUGGUGAAUAUCUCUGGAUAUAUAUGCACAGUAUAUUUGUUUAUAUAUAUAUAAACACACACAGUAUAUGUUCUUUUACAAAGUAUGAAAAGAGACUAGUUCUUAAUUUAAGUUGCUCUUUUGCUACACUGAAACAUAAAAGUACCAUAAGCAGUUGACUUUUAGUCGUUUAAAAAAAAACAACAAACCCACAACAAAACACCUCCAAAAACCCCAAACCAACACUCCGAGUCCAUAAUGUGUAAGCAAGGCUCACACAGUUGGUGAUCUCUUACGCAGUGGUUUGUAAGGGGACAAUACUAACGCUGGCUGUAGAGACUUGAAAUUAGAUUUAUGCUAAAUGAAAAUUCAUAGGUAAAAGGUGCAAAUCAUAAAAAUGGUAUACACCUUUUAAUUUGGUUAUUGCCAUUUCAGAAUCGGUGGUAUGUGCAAAAGGUAGUGUAAGUCAGACUUGGAAAAUUACAUGAAGCAUUUCCAGCUUCGUACAAGCCAACUUAAUGGCCACAGUGUACUUAGGUUUGCAUGGAAAAGAAUCCCUUUGGAAUUUUGCAAGGUGGUUUUGUAUUUGGAGGCUUGUACCCUACUGUGGGCUACUCCUCUCUAUAUUGUGUUCCUUUUAUAAACCUGGAUUGUACUAACUUGACUAUCUUCAGCUCUUUGUAGUGUAUUACUUUUGUAACUUAAUUUAGCUCCUAUUCCACAGAGGAAUUGCGCAUCUUAGAGUAUCUCUGCCAACUGUAUUGAGCACACAUACAUUGUACUAUUCUGCAGACUUUUGUAUUUGUAACAUUCCAAUUUUUUAGCAAAAUUGCAGGUAGAAUACUGUAUUGUUUAAUCACCCGCAGCCUAAUGGCUCUUGCCAUCCAAAUUGGGGGAGUAUGCUUACACUUACGGAAAAAAAGGAGAAAAUAAUCUGAAAGAUUUAAAGACUUUUAAUUUGCUGUUCUUUCUGAUUUCAGAAAGGCAAUUUGAACAUUCCUCUUGAGACUAUAAUCAAAGAGCUCUAUUUGCUAAUUUAUAUUUGCCGUUGCAAUGCACACACAGUUAUGGAUGCUGUUUUUUAAACUAUAGGAAAGCAUCUGUUCUCAGUAUGUGUAGGAUUGUAUUCUGAGUUAAAACAUGUGGAGAGGUAAGCAACUAAACUGCAAAGCUGUUGAUUCUGAAAAGAACCAUGGCAGUGCUAACUGGCACAGCUGUGUCUAAAUGGAAAAAUUAUUUUGCAACUUAAGACAUGCAGAAGAAUUUUUGAGUACAGCCCAGUGUAACAAUGUUUACAUAAAGUAAAGCUAUCAUUUCAAUACUACUUUUUUUAAAUGAAGUUCAUAUACUUUGAAACAUAAGGCUUCUCUCUUUGCUCUAAUUUAAUUUUUCAAAUUCUGUUAAGUAAACCUAUGUUUUAAAUCAGCAUUGCCUAUCAGUGUUUUUUAAAGGAAAGUUUGUUCUUUUGUGCUGUUUCCCUUGAUGCUGUAUAUCUGAGUCAAGAUGUAAUAUACAGAGGUUGGUUUUGUGAGCAUUGAAGCAGGUUAAAAUAUUGUCAGGAUAAUUGUCCUUUUCUAUUUUGGAAGUUCAUUUUGUCUGUCUAUAAAUGUGCAAGAGGAAGGCUUGAAAUUGAUAGAAGAUAGAAAAAUCCGAUCUCAUACAAAAGAGCACAGGUCAGUCUGUAAAGUUGGUAAUGUAAGCUUUAUUGUUAAUUAGAUGGAAACAAGUUGCGAGUAACUGACAGGCUUAAAAUUCUGUACCUCCUUUUUAAAGAGUCAGUGUUUUAAAAGCAUUUUGCUGCUUCUCUGCUGCCGACAAGCACUCUUAAGUAAAGGCAGCAGGGUAUCUUUGGGCCUUGGAUUUAAUGCUAAGUACAUUCAGGGUUGUCCUUCUCCCUUAUGUACAUGCACCAGUCUUUUUGCUGACCUUUAACUUGCUGUACCUAUUUUGUGCAAAGUCAUCUUCUGUGGCAGCGCACACAUAAUCUGAAAACAGAGUAAUGAAUGAAUUACUGCAUAAUGUCAGGAAGUGUCUAACAACAUUAGUUUAGUACUACAAAGUGCACAAACUAAUCAAGUAGAAAAGUCUUAACUGAAUAAUUCUGGGUAUAAAAAAGAAGGGGAGGGCCAAAUUUUUUUGGUAGCUUAGCAAAUCUAGUAAUAUUUGAGACUUGAAAAUAGUCUUGAGCUCUUCCGUAUUAUUAUCAGUUUGGGGAUAUAUAUGCACAUACCUGAAAGUGAUAGACACAUAGGCAUUCUCCCUUCCUUUUUUUUUUUUUGUUGUACCUUAUGACACAGCUUCUUAUAAUAGCGUUCCUAAACUACUUCUUACCUUUAGUUUUUCCUUUCUGGAAGAUCCCUUAAACUAGUGGUUUUAUGACAUUACACCUGCAUACAGAAAUUAGACUUCCGUAGAUGUAUUUUUUAGCAAAUUCUGACUACACUGACAAAAGCUUAUGGAAGGAUCUUGAAGCACGGUUUCUCCAACUGUUCUUGAAUAAUGAUAUAGAAAGCUUCCAUAUAUACUAAUUAUCUUCAUGCCCUCUGGCAAACAAGAUAACAUGCAAAGUGUUGGUACAGAAAUGUAGAUAGUCCUGAACUAGUUAAAUGUCCAACACUAGCAAGAAUUGGAUACUGUAAGUAUACUGCCUGUGAUGAAGCAAUUAUAUGCUUAACUUUAAGCAAAUCACUAAAUACUCCUGACUUCAGUGAGGAUUACCAUUUUAGUUUAAGUGUUUUCUUGGAUAAGGCCAAGUGCAUGCUGAGUGUGAUAUACUGCUACAGUAAGGGGAAUAGGUAAUGUCACUUUCUUUUUGGU